Messenger RNA from Ramularia collo-cygni, 1335 nucleotides. RefSeq lists its product as uncharacterized. The transcript is spliced from 4 exons. Gene Ontology annotation, biological process: regulation of mRNA splicing, via spliceosome; mRNA processing. Lineage: Eukaryota; Fungi; Ascomycota; Dothideomycetes; Mycosphaerellales; Mycosphaerellaceae. Gene Ontology annotation, cellular component: spliceosomal complex. The coding region runs from base 1 to 1335 and encodes 444 amino acids. The record is from RefSeq and is a predicted model, not a curated record. Gene Ontology annotation, molecular function: RNA binding.
AUGUCGGUCAAACUUAAGACCGCCGCGGAUGCACGCGCUAYGCGUACAGUCUUUCCGCCAGAGUUCAAGCAGAAAGUGAACAUGGACAAGGUCAAGCUGCCGCUCAUCAAAGUCUGGGUGCAGAACGAGGUCGCACGAAUCCUCGGCAGCGAUGACGACGUGGUCAUUGGCAUGAUCAUGGGCAUGCUCGAGGAUAAGUCUCCCAACAUCAAGCAACUACAGACCGAUGUCUCCGGCUUCUUGGACAAGGACGCGGCGCCAUUCUGUCUCUCGCUGUGGAAAUUGUGCUUGAGUGCUCAGGAAGACCCGAAUGGCGUUCCGAGAGAGCUGCUGGACGCGAAGACAGAGGAGCUCAAGCAGGAGAGGCUGGCUGAGGAGACAGCUCGACGUGAAGCCCUUCUCCGCCAAGAUGAAGACCGUGAGCGCGAUCGCGAAAUGGACCGCAUCAGAGAGCGAGAGCGGGGUCAGAGAGGACGCGGUGGUGGCAUAGGAUAUCGUGGCCGUGAUCGCGACCGCGACCGCUAUCGCGAUGACCGUGAUCGCGAUUAUGACCGCUCGUACGACCGCCGUCCACCUGUACCAAGAUACUCCAGAUCUCCACCACCACCAAGAAGACGCGACGGACCCAGACGUACCGACAGCUAUAUGCCGUCGAACAGAGGCCGCCACGAUGACGAGCCGAGACGCCACCGUCGCUCUCCAUCUUACGGUCGAUCGCUAGCGAGAUCUCGGUCUCCUCCAAGAAGGCUUCAACGCCGCAACACCAGCUCAGACCUCUCUCGUUCGUCGCCGCCGCGCAGAAACAGAGUUGGGAGCGAUGAUAUCGACAGACCCUCCCGUCAAGAUGAUCGCCAAACACUACGCUCACAAUCACCUAGGAUGUAUCGCCAGAGGUCGCCAGACUACAACAACGCGCGUCGCCGAUCACCACCACGCUCGCGUUCGCCAGCCCGUAGGGACCGGCGAGGUUCGACACGCACGCGCUCACCGCCGCACGAAGGCAGAAGGGCAUCCGUUUCGCAUGAUCUCAUCUAUCGCACCGACCGCACGUCAAACUCGCACCGUUUGCAAGCUCCAAGCCAGGACAGCUCUCCGUACGGUGACAGUCGACACGCCUCGGAUGCGAAGUCGACCGAUGGUGGUGCUGCUGUCAACGAGAAAUUCAUCAAGGAGAGAAACAAGGGAGUACCAGUAGCACUUGCAAGAUUCCGCGAGGGUCUCGCUGCGACGAGGAUGGAGCGCGCAGUACAGGAGCGUCAAGAUGCGGAGAGGAUGGAGCGCGCGCGGCGAGUCCAGCUGGAUCGUCAGCGCCGCAACAUGUACGAGCAGAGGUAA